This is a messenger RNA of Capronia coronata CBS 617.96, 1281 nucleotides long. RefSeq lists its product as uncharacterized. Gene Ontology annotation, cellular component: nucleus; cytoplasm. Lineage: Eukaryota; Fungi; Ascomycota; Eurotiomycetes; Chaetothyriales; Herpotrichiellaceae. Gene Ontology annotation, biological process: phosphatidylinositol phosphate biosynthetic process; inositol phosphate biosynthetic process. The coding region runs from base 1 to 1281 and encodes 426 amino acids. Gene Ontology annotation, molecular function: inositol-1,4,5,6-tetrakisphosphate 3-kinase activity; inositol hexakisphosphate kinase activity. The transcript is spliced from 2 exons. The record is from RefSeq and is a predicted model, not a curated record.
AUGGCCACUUCCUCAAACAUCCCACCGAGCAAGAAAAUGGCGGCGAUGCCUUCCGGCUCUGAACUGGUCGCAUUCGACCACAGCGCCGCAGGACAUGAAGGGAUCAGCUCCAACGCCUCGGGAUCUCUGAUCAUCAAGCCAUGCACGCAGGCCGAGAUCGACUUCUACGAAUCCGCCAAAGACCAUCCUCUGUUCCAAGCGCACAUGCCGACCUUUAUCGGAUCGCUCUGCCAAAAUGAAGAUCAGGAUGCAGUCAAGCCGCUCCUGGAAGCCGCUCAACCCCAAGUCCAGUUCCUACAAGACCAUGCUUCCAGCGCAGGCACAACCGCAGUCGGGAAGGGAAGCGAAGACACAGGAAACGCAGUCAUCGCAGACUCUACAGUUACACCAGAACUAGUGAAACGCGCGAGCUGGAAACCCUCGGGCGGCAAGAAAAUAUCGACGGGGUUGGCGAUCGUACUGGAGAAUGUGGCGGGGGGAUUCAAACGUCCAAACGUACUCGACGUCAAGCUCGGCGCGCGGCUCUGGGACGAUGACGCGCCGCUCGCGAAACGGCGCAGAUUGGAUGAAGUGGCGGAGCGCACUACGAGCGGCAAUCUAGGGUUUCGCGUUGCCGGGAUGAAAAUGUGGUGUCCCCCCGCCCUAGAAGACGACGAGAGAUCAACCAAUACUGCUGCCGCCGCAGACAAGAAACGUACAGCAGGAAAUGGAGAUGUUCAGAAUGGAGGGGACGAGUCAGAUGAAGCCAAUGUCGGGUGGAAGAAUGGAUAUAAAUCCUACAACAAGCUUUACGGCCAAUCCUUUUCCAAGGACAACGUCGUUGACGCGUUAACGACAUAUCUUGGUGGGGUGGGAAGCGACGACCACCAGCCCGGUAAGACGGUGUUCAAGCGGAAACGGGCUGCUUUGAUUGCGAAAAGACUCAUUCGUGAGCUUGAAAGUAUUCAGUACGCUCUGGAGAACGAGGAGAGCAGAAUGUACAGCGCGAGCGUGCUUAUGGUGUACGAAGGCGAUGAGGAGGCUAUGGAGGUUGGACUCCAGAAUGAAGAGGAAGAGGAUAAACGGGAAAGGGAGAGACAAAAGAAUGGAGAGGUUGAAACUGCUGAUGAGGAUGAGGACGAUGAGGAGGAUGACGAAGACGAGGAGAUACCGCAGAAGGUCCUUGAAGUUCGACUCAUUGACUUCGCCCAUGCCUCCUGGACGCCCGGUCAGGGGCCGGACGAAAAUGCUCUCAUGGGUGUUCGCAGUUUACUACGCCUUCUGAAGGGGCUGGUUGAAUAG